AAUGCUCUCAGAUCACGAAAGAAAAAAUAUCAUCCAAAAUACAUUAGCUGCUCUGAAAGGUCAGAAGCUUAAAAAGGUGAGCGUAAGAAUAUCAGGUGUACAAACCACUAUAGACAAACUAAGAGCCAACCAUAUAGCUAUUCUCACGGGGAAAGCAGGAGCUGGGAAGACAACUACAGUGUACCAAGUCAUGUGUGAGAUGUCAAAUCCUUCAUUAUCAUCUACCUACACACCCGUGUUGAUAAAAUCUCCAGAACAAUGGGAUAAAGUUAUUAAUCCUACUCAUCAAUAUCUCGUUUAUUUAGAUGAUGUUUUUGGUUCAUCAAAUCUAGAUCCUGGUGCAAUUCAGAAAUGGAAAAAUCAACUUGAUAUAAUAUUUUCAAGUGCAAAAACUGGGAAGAUUUACGUGUUGAUUGGACUCAGAAGAAACGUAUUAAAUGAGGCAAAAAUGCAUGUAAUACAUGAAAUUCUUGAUGAAGAAAAUAUAGUCGACCUUUCUUUAGAAGAAAAUCUUACGAAACAAGAUAAAUCAAAAAUAAUAGAAGCUUAUGAAUGCAAUUGCAAUUUUAAGGCCUCAGAGCUAUGUGGUGAACGUUUUGCCUAUUAUUCAGAGAAAAAUGGUUUGAAUGCAAUAUAUAAACUCUCUCUAAAAGAGAAGGAGAAGAUACAUUUUACCGAUUCGUAUUACGGAUUCCCUUUAACAUGUUUUCAGUUUUUCACUAGACCAGACUUUUUUCAGCUUGGUCCUUCAUACUUUCAACGUCCUGAUAAAAACAUUUUUAAAGCAAUAGAAACAAUGCGACAAGGAAAAUGUGGAAACAUAAGUGAUAAAGUAAAAUAUAGUGUUUUAUGUUAUACAUUUAUUAAUGGGAGCGUGGAAACAAAUAUUGUGUCUGAGACUUUGCUCAAAACUAUUUCUGGAAAAUUACAUAUCUUUAAUAUCACUGAAGUUGAUUUGAAAGAUGCAAUUAAUGACUUAAAUGGUAUUUUUUUGUCAAAAUCAAGCACUGAGCACUUUUAUAAAUUUUCACAUGAAACUAUUCUCGAGGCGGUUAUGGUGUCAUUUGGACAACUAGCUCCAGAUAUUGUGAUAAAUCAUUGUAGUCGAAGGAAGUUACAUGAGUUGAUCCGCACGGAAAACUAUGAGCCUAAACCUUGUGAGGUUAUUCUAAAGAUUCCAAGACGUCACUAUGAGGAUCUGGCACAGAGACUACUACGUGGUGAUGAUGGUGACGGUAAAGAAAUUGAUAUUAUACCAUUUGUAGCCAUAGAUAUCUUGCUUCAUUCAGGAUGUCAGGACCCGGAGUUCGUGUCUAUUCUGUGCAAUUGGGAAAUGACAGAAAGGUUGUUUUCUUUGUUCCAUUAUCUGCUAUUCACAAAUCGGGACUUAAUUUUUCAUCUCUUGCAGUAAAAUGUGUUGUUCAGGGAACUUCUAGAAUGUUAUGGUCCCCAUCAUACUAGACAGAUGAGUGAGCCUAAGUUUGAAAUAACUGCUAGGUAUAUAGGGAACGUGCUUGCAGAUUUCUUUUUGCUUUAUGAUGAAAAAACUACAUUAAUGGCAAUAUUACCAUAUAUCUGCAAGUACUCUGAUCUCUCUGAUCUACCGGGCCUUUGUGAUGCACUGUAUGCAAGUUAUGACGGUUUGACCUCUCUUCAUUUUUGUAUUAUUCAAGGAUGGGAGGACUUGGUGAAUAUGAUACUGAAAGUACACAUACCGACAAAGGCAAAAUACAAUUGGUCAUGUGUUCACUUUGCUGCUUUUGCUGGAAGGUCAUCUUUAUUAAAAAAGUUUAUAAAUCUUGGCCAAGAUAUAAGAGAAAAAAAAUCAGAAGGUUAUUCUGUUUUGCAAACAGCUUUACUAGGACUCAGAUAUGGACAUCAAGAAGCUUUUUUCGACCUUCCAGGUGACUUUGGAUGUAUUAGACUCUCAGUUCCAGAAAGUAAAGAAUUUGAAAAUAUGAUUAACAUUUUACUAGAAAAAGAGAAUCAAUGUAUGAGUCUUGACAUAUCUUUUGUCGUUGAUGAAUAUGAAAAUAGUAUCAUACAUUAUAUUAUAAUGCAUAACUAUGGUGAUAUUAUAGAUUGCCUCCUGAAGUACGACAAAGAAUUUGCAUUUUGCCGUAAUAGCAGUAGUCUGCCGACGGCAUUACACGUAGCUGUGUAUCUAGGUAGACCAGAGAUGGUUAGAAAAUUGUGGGAAUUGGGAGUACGUCCUGGUGACAAUGAUAUGUCUCUCAUGGAAACAUGUCUUAACGGAGAAAGUUUUUGCAUGAAAAGGUUAAGCUAUAGCAAGUUCAGAGAAAAUGGCAGAGGUUAUGAUAAAGAAGUUUCCUGGAAUGAUGGGAACAAUGGGAUUCUAGGUGUGAAACUUAAAGCGAUAGAACAAGUGAACGUGGUCUUCGGAAACACUGAAGAAUUCCAAAACGUACACGAAUUUCUCUCCAAUAAAUAGGAAUUAUCACCAUAGUAAUGAAAACUGUCAGGCUUUUGCUAUUUCGAAAUUGUAUGUACAAUACAUAUGAU
Molecule: messenger RNA, 2523 nt
Organism: Saccostrea cuccullata (small rock oyster)
Lineage: Eukaryota; Metazoa; Mollusca; Bivalvia; Ostreida; Ostreidae
Exons: 2
Coding region: 2-1411 (469 amino acids)
Source: RefSeq, a predicted model, not a curated record